ACAACACGAAGAAGAACCGGGUCGCAAGAAGCAAUAACAAACAAACCUAGCAGCAAGCUAACGCAACCGAACAUACAGGCAAAGUGUCUCCUUUACAGUGGACAAACCUAGUAUUUGUUUAUAAACUUCUAACCGUGUAUGAUACGAUGUACACGGACUACAAAGAAGACAUAUAGUAAUCUGUCACGGAGAAGAGUUAACGUAACUGUUUAGUGCAACUGCAAGCGACUAAGGAUGGUUCACCUUAGUGUGUUGUGUGUGGGAGCUCGAUGGAGUGUCCUUAUAAUGGUUUUCUUCAGCGUACUGGUUCCCUCACCCACACAUGCCUAUAUCUAUGCUCAUUAUAGCAAUAUGACCUCCAUGUUGUUUGAGGACCUGCCUGCCUUGUUUGGCACCCCACUUCCUAAGGAUGGACUAAUGGGAAUUUUGGUGGUGCCUCGUCCACUUAAUGGCUGUACGGCAAUAGACCCUCCUCCUCCAUUGCCACCAUCUUAUGAUGCCAACACCACCAAAUUCAUCGCUCUCAUCAGACGCUAUGAUUGCAAUUUUGAUAUAAAGGUCUUGCACGCACAGCAAGCUGGAUACAGUGCUGCAAUCGUUCACAACAUGUAUUCAGACACUCUGCUCAAUAUGAACUACAGCAACGACACUAUUGCAGAGGAGAUUGAAAUCCCCUCUGUAUUCACCAGCUACUAUGCCUCCCAAAUUCUCAGGAAUUUCAUAAUUCCAGAACAAGGGGCCUAUGUGAUCCUCAAGCCGGAGUUUGCUUUUCCACUCUCAUACUACCUUAUUCCCUUCACUGGAGUAGUUGGCAUGAUCAUUCUUGUGAUGUGUGUCGUCUUGAUUGUACGAUGUGUACAGUACAGAAAAAGGAUGAGGAAAAAUCGUUUGUCCAAGGAACAACUGAAGCGGAUUCCAACCCACAAGUUCCGUAAAGGGGAUGACUAUGAUGUGUGUGCCAUCUGUCUCGAUGAGUAUGAAGAAGGAGACAAGCUGCGAGUUUUACCUUGUUCACACGCCUACCACUGCAAGUGUGUAGACCCGUGGCUCACACAGACCAAGAAGACGUGUCCUGUUUGCAAACAGCGCGUCACUCGGAACAACCAAGACCACUCCGAGUCUGAGUCUGAGGAGGAAACUGGGGGACGUGGGGAGGAAGAAGGGACAGAGGGUGAGGCAGACUCAGAGCACACUCCUCUGCUUCGGCCCUCCAACCCUGGGUCCCCUUCAGGGAGCCCAGGGGCCUAUUCAGCUACCACCACCACCACUACUGCCCAGUGCCUCGCCUCCCCUGUGCACUGCGACUCACCUAUCCUUGUAUACGAAGGCUACCACUCACCCCAGGAGGACACAGACUCAGAAAGCGAUGACCCAGGAGAGGACAGGCACCACACUGAUGAUGACACUGCUCAGCUUAUUGGUAGGGAUAGAGUAGAGAUCUGAUGGCUGGAACUUAGCUGCAAUGAAAUAACAGUUUUACCUAAAAAAGGGUCUUUGUGUCAUCAGGCAUGGUGUUAUCACACUGUACUUUAAAAUAUUUUGCAGAGUUGUGGUUAGCUAGACAUUUAUUGUAACAGAAUAUUUUACCCAGUAACCAGAGGAGGUCUACGCGUUGGUGUCAAAGCACAUGUGGCACUUGCAUUGAUCGGUCUGACCAAAAUCCAACAUUGAGCAUCAACCCACUUCUAUACACACAUUCACUCCAGUACUCCUAUAUUUGUCUGUAGACCUCCUUUGUUAAUGCAUGUUGUAAUUCAUAACUUGACCACACCACAUGACCUAACCACUAGUGCUGCACAAAAUGAAUGGGCCACUUUAAUGUCUCAGUAAUCUAAUGUGCUGUAUAAGUAUGAGAGUGAUUCUAGUAGAUGAAGCCUGUGUUGCUAAACAGAAUGAGUUCUGCGCUCACACUUAAAGUGAAUCUUCUUGGUUCCCUAUGUAAGGUUUAAGUAGGGUUAGUGCAGUUUUAAGACUCUCUGUUGUCUUAAUCAUAAUUGUUUUAUAUCUGACAGUCCUUUUCCCAGCUUUGAAUCGUUUCCUAACAAGGAUGUGCAAGUGGAGGGGAAAAUGUUUGUCUUCAUUUUAUUUUUUAAUCCCCUUAGCUCUCUUUUCACAUUUUUAAAGCUAUAUUUCAGUUCUUUGAAAUGUCAGAUUUUUCUCCAAUUCCAAAGUAAAUUACGCUAUAAUAGAAUAUUGCAAUGAUGUUAUACAUUUCUGCUGCUUUUACAUUGUUAUUGAUAAUACCUUAUGGUCAGGUUAAGACAGAUAUUUUUAGCUUUAUGCAGUUUGUCAAGUUGAACAAACUCAGGUUUAUAGCAACACAUUAAAGGUCAGUUGUUAUGGUAACAUUGAGAAUUAAUGGGUUUUGGUCUUAUGAAUUGUUUUAGCUUUUUGUUUUUUCAUUAAAUCAGCAAUAUAAAUUCAUGAACAUUUAAUGGAUGUUUUUCCUUUUUUUUUUUUUACACAACAGAAUGAAACCAUGUUGAAUUGUGGGAUCCUGGAGGGGUUUUUUUUAGGGAAAAAGAGCAUUGCCUUACAUUGGCCUUGAUGUACAUGUGUAUGUUAAAUUAAAUGUUUGGAAAUUGAAGGGACAGGAUUCACACUCCUCUGUUUUCCCCUUGUCUAGCUGUAUUUAAUAUUGCUGGUCAGAAAGCUUUGACCUUGUUCCCUGCUCUGAAAAUGUGCUCCACAUUUGUUUUUAUCGCGACGAACAUGAAAGAAAGCCUGUGUUUCCAUGUGUUUUGUGCUUGUAAUGAUACAGAUAGCCAGCUUAGACAUGCUUGAUUUGCACCUGAACAUUUGGACAAACACUGUUAUACAAGAUAUGGUAUAUUUCUCUGCUUUAUAAAAUGAGCUGGACAGGGUCUAGGCUGUUGAUUUAUAUAAAGAGCAGUGCAAAUAGAAACCUUAGCCAAACUGUUUCACUGCUCCAAAUCCUUGAUCUGAGAAAACUACAGUUUUUGUUUUUAAUGUAUAGUAACCUUAACUUUAAAGUUACUGUCAUAUGUAAUAAGAGUGCUCCAGAUGUUUUAUCAAUUAAAAUAACAUGUCCUACUGUAUAACCUCAACUUCAAACCUAACUUAUAUCUAUACCACAUCAGAUAAGGGACCAAACAUAUCCCCCAAACACCAUGACUGCAUGUGAUAACAGAGGAAACCAUGUGCAUGAUGCAUAUACACUAUGUGUCUGAGGAUUUGUUUUCAGUAAGUUGCAAUUUGAUGUGUGAGUGUUAAAGAUGGGAAUCAGUCGGACUGAAAUCAUAACAUUCCAUCUUUAUAUUUUACUGAUGAUUGAUUAAAAGACUCCACACUAUCAAUGUUUGAUUGGGACUAGUUGGCAAUAUAGACUGCAUUGUAAAAUAUAACAGCUGUUUUCCUAUUUGCAGUAUGCUUCAAAUGUCUUUUGUACUGUACUUUUUUUGUCUCGAUUUUAGAGACUUAACUGAAACAAAUGGAAAAAUAUAAUCCCCAAAUCGUUCAUUUUUUCUUCUUUUAGAAUGUGCCUAGUUUAUCACAUUUGAAUAAUAAAUGUACUGUGUCAAGUAUAAUUUUCAUGUUUAAAGCAGGUUUGAGAAUCCUUUAAUGUCUAAAUAGUCUGUGGAAAGCUGCAUUUAAUGUGUGGUUUGUGGAAGAUUAAAUGAUAUUGAAAUGGGA
This is a messenger RNA of Siniperca chuatsi (mandarin fish), 3654 nucleotides long. It is a transcript of the gene rnf167, whose product is annotated as ring finger protein 167. Gene Ontology annotation, cellular component: cytoplasm; nucleoplasm. The record is from RefSeq and is a predicted model, not a curated record. Gene Ontology annotation, molecular function: ubiquitin protein ligase activity. Bases 235 to 1443 code for a protein of 402 amino acids. Gene Ontology annotation, biological process: protein ubiquitination; positive regulation of DNA-templated transcription; ubiquitin-dependent protein catabolic process. NCBI's taxonomy places the organism in Eukaryota, Metazoa, Chordata, Actinopteri, Centrarchiformes, Sinipercidae. The transcript is spliced from 10 exons.